CCUAUGUGUGAGAUCAUGACCUGAGCUGAAGUUGGACCCCCAACCCACUGAGCCACCCAGGCACCCCUGUUUUACCCUUUGCUUCUUGCAAUGUUACUUAUAUCAGAGCAGCUUUCCCUGAAUAGUGUAUAUUAUUAAAACAAAACAAAACAACAACAACAAAAACCUUCCUUCCCUGGUAGCCCCCCUUAUUCUGCUUCAGUUUUCAACAUAGUAAUUUUCAGCCUGUGACAUUUUUUGUGGAUUUGCCUGAGUUCCUCCAUUAGUAAGUUCAUACGAGUAGUUUUGUUCCCUGGCACUGCCCGGACUUCUAGUACAUUAUAGGUUCUCAUUAAAUAUCUAUUAAUGAAUGGUGAUUCAUAAACUCUUUUGAAUUACAGCAUGAAACUUCCUAUUGCCUGUGAUUUCUUAAGUACUAAAAAGUGUCUUGCCAAAGGAGGGGAUAGACUUCACUGUCACUUAGGAGUUUUGAAUUUGGGGCAGGUUAUGCUCUUCUUCAGCUUGCUUCUUUGGCCCUGAGGAUCCAUAACCCUGGACCUGUAGUUUAUUCAUUUCAUCAGUCAGAUACUAGGUGAUGCAUGUUGUGUGGUAAGCAUUGUAGAGGCCCCGGAGGGGCCGUGCCCACAAGCAGCUCACAGUCUGCCAGAAGAGACAGAUGCACAGUCAGAGUGACUUCUGGGCAUGAGUAAGAUGGACACACAACACCCGUCAGGGAUUUAGGUGGGGAAUUCUUUGAGGAAGAUGAUAACAUAGAGUUAAAACAAGAUUUAUUUACAAUAGUUGAAAAAGAAGCCCACUGCUGCUUUUUUCCCCAGGCUUGUAGGUACUUUUCCAACAUGUUAAGUCAUUUCCUUAGGUUGUGCAUAUAUUUCACUUAAAUUCAAACUGGCUUGUCUUUCUGAUGAUUGGCAGUUACUUAAAAGUUAAGAGUGUGGAGGAUUUAGAGCAUUUGAUAGAACGUCCAGCCUCUUCCAUAACUGCUAUUUUGAAAUCUGUGAUCCUCUCCCAGUCUGACAUAUGGUCUUGUGGUUGUGACCAAGGCAAAUGUCACUAUUCGUAUGGUAGUCUACAGAUCCUUAUCAAAAGCUUUUGGGCCAGAUGUGUUCUGGUAGGCAGAGGUUUUUGGAUUUUAGGAAGGUAAGGCAGCAUACAUGCUGUCUAUUAUAUAAUGCUCUCAGCGGGAUUUGGGGGGAGCACUCUCUAGUAAAACAAUUUCUGUAGUGAAAUGUAUGAGUGGAGAACAAAGUGUCAUAAAGCUAGCUUGUGUCCAUUCAGGUCUAGACAGGGGACUACAGACCUACCCAAAACAAAACGAACAAGUGGAAGCAAAAUAAGCCUCAAUUUUUAAUGCCUUUUGGAUUUUGGGAUCGCAGACCAGGAGCACUGUUGAUUGAGGGUUAACGGUGUGGGGAAGGCUCUGCUGGAUUCUUCUCAUCUGAUUUAUUCUCCACAACACUGAACUCAGGUGCUUUUAUUCUCAUCUUCAAGUCAUACUUGAAAGGUUCAGAAGGGGUGUAUCCCAGAUUGGUAUGGCUCUAAAGCCUGUCUCUACAACACGAAGCAGUCAUGUGAGGGCUUUACCUUUGCUCAGACUCCAGGCCCUUGGUGCCACCGGCAUUGCUCACCUAAACCAUUACAGCCGCCUCUGCUUGGUCUCCUUACUUGCACGGCUCUGCUUCCCUUUUCACACCCGUCCCUGCCCCCAUACCCUCUUCUUUACAUGGUAUCAGAGUAAUCCCUUAAAACAUAAAUCCAAUCACAUCCCCCCUCUAAUUAGAGAACCUCCAGUAACUUCCUAUUGCAAUUGUAAUAACAUCCACCAGCACCUACUGUGAACUACAAGGUAGGUCUCUGUGGGUGGAGCUGGCCCACCUCUCUGUCUCAUUUCCUACUCUUCCUCCUCAUUCAGUGUGCAGCAACCCCUUUGAUCUUUUUGUUAUCUUUUCAAAGGCCAUACUGGUUCCUGACAUACUCUUCCCCCAGAUCUUGAUAUGAUGGACUUUCUCAUCAUUCAGUCUUCAUUUAAAUAUUGUGUUCGACGAAAGGUCUUUCCUGAUCGCUGUGUCUAAAACCACCUCCCUCAUAUCUCUGUCCCCACCAAGAGGAAUCAUCCUCUAUGCCGCACCCCUAUUUAAUUUCAUUGUAGCACUUUUGGCCAUCUGACCAUCAUAUCAACCACUCCUGUUAUUUGUUUCUAUACAUGGUCAUUUUCUGUCCUCCCUCAUGGGAUGCAGGUAGGGUCAUAAUCUGCCUUGUUCACGUGUGUAUACUCCCUGUCUGAACAGUAAAUGAUGAGCAUUUACUGAAUAAAUGAAGAAAGGAUACACAGAAAACAGCAGAUGAAGGAAAAGGAGAUGAUGAGGAAGUCGAACGUGGAGUAUUUAAUUUCAGUUACUAGAAGAAAUGGCCAAUCAUCGUCCACCAAGUUAUUUUAUAGAAGAACUUAAUGUAUACUGUCAGAAGCGCAACAUGGAGCUUAAGUAUCAGGAACUGUCUAAGACAGGACCUGCACAUAACUUAAGGUUUACAUUUCGAGUUAUCAUAGAUGGGAGAGAAUAUCCAGAAGCUAAAGGUAAAUCAAAGAAGGAGGCCAAAAAUGUUGCAGCCAAAUUGGCUAUUGAAGAACUUAAUAAAGAAAAUAAGGUGGUUAGUUCUGUACUGCUGCCAACAACGAAUUCAGCAGAAGGACUAGGAUCCACUGGGAACUUCAUAGGCCGUAUCAAUAGACUUGCCCAGAAGGAGCAACUCCCUGUAAAUUACGAACAAUGUGAACUGAGAGAACCUGGGCCGGGAAGAUUUCAUUAUAGAUGCAAAAUUGGACAGAGAGAGUAUGGUGUUGGUGUAGGUGCUACUAAACAAGAGGCCAAACAGUCAGCUGCUAAGCUUGCGUAUGAGCAGAUACAAUUAGAGAAAACCUCAAUGAAUGCUGACCCAGUAUUAACGGGUUCUUUGAUUACUUCGCCCAGUGACUCUGCAGCAAACACCUUGGUGAGAAGCAUAUUUGCUUCUGAAUCAUCACCUGCAAAUGAUUUCUCGGAAAAUUCAUCAGGAGGAAGUUGUAACAGCAGCAAUGCAAACAAUUCUUCACCUCUUAUGAACAAUGUCAGAAGUAAUGAAAAGAAGGUGAAAAGAACCUUGGCACCUACGUUUAACUCUCCUGUGACAAAAGACAGCAGGUGCUCUGUGGAACUCAGGUUUACCAAUGAUUUUACGGAAAUAACACUGAUUGGCUCAGGUGGAUAUGGCCAAGUUUUCAAAGCCAAACACAAACUCGAUGGGAAGACUUAUGUUGUUAAACGAGUUAAAUAUGAUAGCGAGAAGGUGGAGCGUGAAGUAAAAGCCUUGGCAGACCUUAAACACCCAAAUAUUGUUCACUACCACAGUUGUUGGCUUGGGGACGAUUACUAUACUGAGGACAGCAUUAACACUUUCAGACCAAAGACUAAGUGCCUUUUCAUCCAAAUGGAAUUCUGUGGUAAAGGAACAUUGGAGCAAUGGAUUGACAGCAGAAGAGGCAAGGAACCAGACAAAUAUUUGGCUUUGGAAUUAUAUGAACAAGUAAUAGAAGGUGUGAAUCACAUUCAUCACAAUCAGUUAAUUCAUAGAGACCUUAAGCCAAGUAACAUAUUUUUAGUAGCUACAAAAUCAGUAAAGAUAGGAGACUUUGGACUUGUGACAUCUCUGAAAGAUUAUGUAAAGCGGACAGCACAUACAGGAACUCUUCAAUACAUGAGCCCAGAACAGAUGUCUUCACAAGAAUAUGGAAAAGAAGUGGACAUCUUUUCUUUGGGGCUAAUUCUCGCGGAACUUCUUUACAUAUGUCCCACCGUUUCAGAAACAUUAAAGAUUUUUGAAGCGCUAAGGGGCGGCAAGAUCCCAGAUGUAUUUGAAAGCAAAGAAAAAAUUCUUCUGCAGAAAUUACUGUCACCUGAACCCCAAAAACGGCCUCAUGCGUCUGAGAUAUUGGAGACCUUGAAGGAGUGGAAGAAUGUUGCAGAGAAAAAGAAACGAAGCACAUGUUAGAGCGCUUCUUUAAAAAAGUA
This is a messenger RNA of Suricata suricatta (meerkat), 4043 nucleotides long. RefSeq names its product eukaryotic translation initiation factor 2 alpha kinase 2 (gene EIF2AK2). The record is from RefSeq and is a predicted model, not a curated record. Gene Ontology annotation, molecular function: ATP binding; double-stranded RNA binding; protein kinase activity. Gene Ontology annotation, biological process: protein phosphorylation. Lineage: Eukaryota; Metazoa; Chordata; Mammalia; Carnivora; Herpestidae. The transcript has 16 exons. The coding region runs from base 2404 to 4023 and encodes 539 amino acids.